Molecule: messenger RNA, 1359 nt
Organism: Argentina anserina (silverweed cinquefoil)
Lineage: Eukaryota; Viridiplantae; Streptophyta; Magnoliopsida; Rosales; Rosaceae
Product: shikimate O-hydroxycinnamoyltransferase-like
Exons: 1
Coding region: 1-1359 (452 amino acids)
Molecular function (GO): acyltransferase activity, transferring groups other than amino-acyl groups
Source: RefSeq, a predicted model, not a curated record
AUGGCGGUUAACGUCAGCGUGAAGGAGUCAACAGUGGUGAGGCCAGCGGCGGAGACACCCCGGCAGUCAUUGUGGCUCUCGAACAUGGACUUGGUGCAGACUAGCACUCACACUCCUAGUAUUUACAUCUACAAACCAAAGGACGUCGACGUUGGUGCAGACAAGGACAAUAGUUUCUUUGGCAAGCAUGUCUUGAAGGACGCCCUCGGCAAGGCCCUCGUGCCCUUUUACCCCCUGGCCGGCCGCCUGAAGCGAAAUAUGGAUGACGGCGAUAAUGGUCGGCUAGAGAUAGAUUGCAAUGCCGAGGGAGCCUUGUUUGUUGUGGCUAAUAGCAGCUCUUGCAUCGACGACUUCGGAGACUUUGCACCUAGUUCAGAGUUUGGGAGAGGGAUCCUACCCUCCGUUGAUUAUUCAGGCGGGAUAUCUUCUUAUCCUCUGCUGCUGGUUCAGAUCACAUACCUCAAAUGCGGUGGAGUGGCACUAGGUGUUCUCCUAGACCAUCACUUAGCAGAUGGGUUAUCUGCUCUUCACUUUAUAAAUACAUGGUCUGAUAUAGCUCGUGGUGUAGACAAUGCAAUCCCACCAACGAUCGACAGAACACUACUUCGUGCUCGAGAUCAGCCUCGGACUUUACUUGACCACAAUCACCACAUUGUAUACCAACCUUGGAUUGACCAUCAAAGCACCGGGGAAGAAACAGUAGUUUCGGUAUUUACAUUUACUAGGGAGAAGAUCAACAUCUUGAAAGCUAUGUUGACCAUGACCAACGAGGAAGACAAUGAGAACUUGAAACCAGUCAAGUUUAGCACAUUUGAGGUGUUUUCAGCUCAUGUAUGGAGAUGUGCCUGCAAGGCACGAGAACUAGCUAAUGAUCAAGAAACAACCUUUUACUUUGCUGUAAACGGAAGGACCAGACUGCAACCCCCACUCCCACCUGGUUACUUCGGUAAUGUGAUUUUCAGAGCGGCAGCAACAGCCAUAGCAGGGGAUCUCAUAUCAAAACCAGUAUCGUAUGCCGCAAGCUGCAUUCACAAUGCUGUGGUGCGUAUGGACGAUGAUUAUCUUCGAUCCGCACUCGACUAUCUUGAACUUCAGCAGCGUCAUCUGGAUCUUGUAAGCCUUGCUCAUGGAACUCAUGUUAGGUGCCCUAAUCUUGGGAUAACUAGCUGGUUUCAACUGCCCCUCUAUGAUGCUGACUUUGGUUGGGGGCGACCUAUUUUCAUGGGUCGUGCUGGAAUUCCAAGUGAAGGGAAGGCUUACAUGAUUCCGAGUGCAACUAAUGAUGGGAGUUUAUCGCUGUGCAUUAAUCUGGAUUAUCGCCAUAUGAAAGCUUUUUCCAAGUUGGUUUAUGAGAUAUGA